AUGGAUAAGCCUCUGCUUUCAGAGAAAACCAAGGAAUCCGAGAGAUGGGAUUCGUACCAGUACCUGCAGAGAAACAGCUCCUCUGCUCGUAACGCUUCCUUCGCCGGAGCUGGCGUCACCGUCGAGGAAGUCCGUUCCGCUUCCGCUCUUUCCGAUCCUCCGGCUCUCUAUCCUCCCGUUCUAACGUCCCCCGUUUCGUUGCCCACUCAGCAAGCUAUUGGCUAUCCGAGUGCAUCUGGAGCAGGUCAUGGAUUGCAAAAGCAGGUUCUCGAUGAGAUUGAGAUAAGAGAGCUGCUUAUUGAUCACAUCGGCCACCGUUGCUGUUGGGGAAGCCGUCCUGCUCGGACGUGGAAGAUUCGUGCUGUGGAAGACUGCAAUGUUUACGUUGGAACUCUUGACACUUUCAUUGAAGAGAGGGAAGCUUUAACACAGACAGUGCCUUUCACUGGCGGAAAUUUCAACGGAAAGAAACAUGGAUCUGCACCAGAGUUAUGGCAAUUGGACCUGAGAUCGCAGUUUCCUACGCUCUUUGUCCCCUAUAAAGAAACUCAAGUCCCAGUUCCUCAUUCUGAGACUGUUGACAAGUGCUCAGGUUGCACAGGAAGAGGAGAAGUAGUAUGUCCAACGUGCAACGCAGAUGGUGAUCCAGGAUUUUACAAGGAGAAUCAGGUGAUGAAGUGUCCUGCUUGCUAUGGAAGAGGUUUGAUUGCUCAUAAAGAUGGAUCCGACACAGUGUGCGGAGACUGUAACGGUAAGGGAAAGCUUCCUUGCCCAAAUUGCCAAUCUCGCGGGUUAAUCAAAUGUCAGUCUUGUCACGGUACUGGUUCUCUUCUAACGAGCAGUCUCGCUGUUGUAAAAUGGAAGACUCUGUCGAAGCGAAAGGUGAGUGCAACAAGAGGAGCUGGAUCGGUACCAGAAGAGGUGUUUCACAGAGCAGAAGGUGUUCAGCUUUGCAACACACAAGCUUACCAGUGCACGCCUGCUUACUUUGCAGACUCUUAUUUCCUCAACAAGUUUUCCUCGGAAGUUAUCUCCUUGAGAGCUGAAGUUCCAACAACGGCUAAUGUGGUCUGUGAGAGACACACCAUAUCUGUUGUGCCUGUGACUCGUGUCACCAUGGAAGAUCGUGGCAAAGCUUUCAACUUUUACAUAAUCGGUUUUGGUAAAGAGAUUUACAUGAAAGAUUAUUACCCUGCAAGGUUCUGCUGGGGUUUGUGCCCUUGUCUUGAGUGGUUAAAAGUUUGA
Messenger RNA from Microthlaspi erraticum, 1245 nucleotides. NCBI's taxonomy places the organism in Eukaryota, Viridiplantae, Streptophyta, Magnoliopsida, Brassicales, Brassicaceae. The record is from the annotation of a GenBank genome assembly.